UUGAUCAUAGAUAUAGCAUAAACACCAGCACUAGUCCUGUAGUCUCGAUUCAGUCGCACCGUGACCUGAACCGCGCGCGGUCUUCAGCGGAGAAAACCGGUUCGAGCGGGAUUUAACGGCAAUAUGGCGUUCGUGACGUUUUGCUUUUUGGCGGUAUUAUGUAGUUUGCUCCAACAAGGUCUAGCCAUCACAUGCUACCAGUGUAAUAGUCACAAUGACUCCCGAUGUCUGCUGACCAAACUGCCCGACUCGCUGCGACUACCCUGCGGACCAAAAGACACGAUGUGCCGGAAAAUCUCACAAGUCGUGGAGUUCGAGAUGAACGGUAUGCCACCGGACAGCCGUGUCAUCAGAGGCUGCGGAUGGGAUGAGACCAGCUACAAGGGUCGUUGCUACCAGCGCUCAGGGUUUGGAGGCAGACAGGAGGUGUGUUCGUGCUUAGAAGACGGCUGUAACUCCGCCGCGGUACCAGUCGGAGCCACCGUCCUAAUGCUCCUUACAUUCGCUUUACUAAGAUUCUAAAUCAUAGAAUAAUCAAAUCAAGUGUAUGUAUACAAAGUUGUUAUAUGAGAAUAUAGUUACUUUUAGAAUGAUUGAAGUCCUUCGGAUGCAACUAGCUGUUGUGAAUGAGAUAAAAAAUAUGAAAGAUAUGUUUGAAAUUCUAAUAAUUAUCUAAUUGUCAAGCUAGAUACCAAAGCGAAAAUAGAUAGCGAUCGAAGAAGUAUUAAUUAAAUGUUCCGAUACAUAGAAUAGAUAAUUAAAGGUAAUUAAAAUCAUAGAUUACAUAAAGAUAUAAAUGAAAUCGCUGAUGUGCUUAUUAAAAACAUAUUGCUAAUUUAAUUAGAGAGACCAGUCCAGGUCAGUUAUCGAAAUGAAGUUAGAUGUUUCCAUUAGGACUCGAUAUAGUUACAAAUGGGACAAUGGGUGUGUCGGUUAGUGCGACACACGAAGCGAUAAAUAAUUUAGCGAUGGCUUGUAAAUAGACUUGAAAUAGAUGAUAACUCAAACGUAACACUGCCUCUUUAAUAUUGAUCUAAUCAGAGUAUGUGCACUUUAUAUUGUUGUAAUAUAUAUAAUAUAUAUAACAUGUUAGCUAUAUUGUUGUGUUUGUAAAUGCAAAGUAUUUAUUAAAAGUUUUUCACGA
Nymphalis io (European peacock) is the source of this 1144-nucleotide messenger RNA. RefSeq lists its product as uncharacterized. The record is from RefSeq and is a predicted model, not a curated record. Bases 124 to 522 code for a protein of 132 amino acids. The transcript is spliced from 3 exons. Gene Ontology annotation, biological process: sleep; positive regulation of voltage-gated potassium channel activity; regulation of synaptic transmission, cholinergic. Lineage: Eukaryota; Metazoa; Arthropoda; Insecta; Lepidoptera; Nymphalidae.